UCCCUCUCUCUUCCAUGACACACGGCCACCGCCCUGCCCGAUCCACCAGCGGCAGCGGCGGCGGCGGAAGAUGAGGGCUCCACCCCCACCGCUCCCGCGCUGCGCCUCGCCUCCCGGCCUGCUCCUUCUCCCCGUCCCCCCCGCCCGCCGCGUGCCUCCGAGCGCCGCCGCCGUCUCUCGCUCCGUCUCCAUCUCGACCUCCACCACCGCCGUCGAGGCGCCGCCCACGGCCGCCGCCGAGCCGGCGUUUGGGGACGCCUCCGCGGGGCCGCCGCGGCGCCGGGUCAUCCUCCUCCGCCACGGGGAGAGCGCGGCCGGGGGCCGCUUAACCAGAGAUCAUGACAGACCUCUAAGCAAAGCUGGCAGAUCCGCUGCAAUCAGUGUUUCUAAUAAACUACAGCAAAUGGGAUGGAUACCUGAGCUUGUCCUGUGCAGUGAUGCGACUCGCACAAAGGAAACUCUUAAGAUCUUGCAAGAGCAUGUUAAGGGAUUGUCUGAAGCAAUCGUGCAUUUUAUCCCAAGUUUUUAUUCAAUUGCAGCAAUGGAUGGUCAAACUGCUGAACAUUUGCAAAAGGCAAUUUGUGAAUAUUCAAGUGAUGAGAUCCUAACUGUAAUGUGCAUGGGACAUAAUAAGGGAUGGGAAGAAGCAGCCUCUAUGUUCUCUGGCGAUUCAGUAGUGCUUAAGACAUGUAAUGCGGCAUUGCUUGAGGCUGAAGGGAAAUCAUGGGUUGAGGCUUUUUCGCUGGCUGGGCUUGGGGGAUGGAAGCUUCAUGGCAUUGUAAAGCCAUAAAUCAUUGUAACUACACAUAGAUGCCAGUUUUUAGCUGCUUUCUUAAUCCUUGUUUAGUCAUUUUGCCUCAUAUCUAACACUCGUUACAUCGUAUGGAAGGAAUUAACAUGGAUAGAUAGAUGAGAUCAAUGAAGAGUUGAAACCUCUAGACCCAGUGAGCGCACGGCUGGUUUGAUUCUUAAUUCCAAUAUAGAUAGACUAAAUUGUUUUCAGUUUUGGUGGUCGGUGAUGAGUACAUGGUUACUGGUAAAAUUUAUGGUAUGAUAUAAUUUUUUAUAUUGUUUUUGUUACCCAAAGUAUGGUAUGGUAGAGAAUCAAACCAGCUCGGAGUAACAUCUUAUGAUAGUAACAAAUUUGAGCAUUUUCUAUAGGUCCAAUGAAAUGAUUAGUAACGGUAGUAACGAUCUCCAGUGGGUAUAGCUCCUAGUAAGCUGAUGAAAUAUGUGCUACUGUUGAGGUGUUUGAGCUACAAAUUAGAUGCUAAUUUGACAAUGUAGAAUAAUCCAGCUGUGGCUGUGAAGUUGUGGCAAGUUGAAAAUUAACACCAAUUAAUCCAACGGCUGGACGUCUAUUGAAUUAUUGAUUCAUGCCACUUUGACAUUUCAUCCCUGGCCGGC
Messenger RNA from Oryza brachyantha (malo sina), 1407 nucleotides. RefSeq lists its product as uncharacterized. Bases 71 to 790 code for a protein of 239 amino acids. The transcript has 5 exons. The record is from RefSeq and is a predicted model, not a curated record. Lineage: Eukaryota; Viridiplantae; Streptophyta; Magnoliopsida; Poales; Poaceae.